GAUACUAUCGUUGGCACGACUCUAAACCAGGAAGAGAACCAAGGAGCGUCAACCCAAAAUUAUCAACAAGAUUCCUGGUGUGGGGGGGUAAUCAUUUGAAAGAAAGAGAGGGCACUGUGGUUAUGAAGGAGCCGUGUUUUAAGUGAAAUAAUGGAGCAGAGCAUAUUGCAAAGCGUUUAUUUCAUCACCUACAGCCCAGAAGCAGCUGGCUGCCUGGAUAGUAGGUUGCCCUUUUCCAACAAAGACAUUAAUUAUGAUAAGCCGUUGCACCAUGACCCAAAGACUACACCUGAAGAAAUCGAUAAGCCCUGCAGGUGCUGAGAGUGUAUGGUUUAAUAAUGUGUCGCAUGUGCAUAGCGGGCGAAGGAGAACCAUGGAUAAUGUUGUAAAAGGCAAAGAAAUCGAGAGAACUGGCAGUCGGUCGAGUCACUAUGGGCUGGGACAGGUCUGGACCUUUUUUUAUUGUUACUUUUUAACCCCUGCCCAAGCAACAACAAUGAUCUACCAUAACCCAGUCACGAAGUCUGAAUUAGAACGUGGAAGACGGGCUGGAUGUUACGGCGCUUUCCUAAUCGGAUUCCACUUCUGCUUCGGGACGCCCGGAUCCUCUUCCGCACACCCGGCUAGCCGCCGCAAACAAGCAUACUACUCCACCAUGAGCUUCAACCGCAGAAAAGCAUAUCUUAUUCGGCACGGAUGCACUCUCCCGAGUUAAAAGGAAUCGAUGCGCCUCGUAUUAUAAGCGCUAACGCUCACCCCCCUCCCCCAGUCAGAAAUUCUGUCUGAACUACACCCCUAGGGUCUCCUUUAAAGUCCCGCGCACUGCUCAU
Ilyonectria robusta is the source of this 830-nucleotide messenger RNA. RefSeq lists its product as uncharacterized. The record is from RefSeq and is a predicted model, not a curated record. The coding region runs from base 254 to 715 and encodes 153 amino acids. Lineage: Eukaryota; Fungi; Ascomycota; Sordariomycetes; Hypocreales; Nectriaceae. The transcript has 2 exons.